Mauremys mutica (yellowpond turtle) is the source of this 957-nucleotide messenger RNA. Its product is annotated as olfactory receptor 6N1-like. Gene Ontology annotation, cellular component: membrane. The transcript has a single exon. Bases 1 to 957 code for a protein of 318 amino acids. Lineage: Eukaryota; Metazoa; Chordata; Testudines; Geoemydidae. Gene Ontology annotation, molecular function: G protein-coupled receptor activity; olfactory receptor activity. Gene Ontology annotation, biological process: G protein-coupled receptor signaling pathway. The record is from RefSeq and is a predicted model, not a curated record.
AUGGACUGGGGAAACCAAACGGCCAUCACAGAAUUCAUCCUCCUGGGAUUCGGGGAUCUCCCUGACCUGCAAAUUCUUCUCUUCCUGCUGUUCCUAGUGAUCUACAUCACAACAGUGGUUGGGAACAGCCUUAUAAUUGUGCUAGUUGUGACUGAUCAGCACCUGCACACCCCCAUGUAUUUCUUCCUAGGGAACUUGUCCUGCUUGGAGAUCUGCUACACCUCCACCAUCCUGCCCAGGAUGCUAGCCAGUCUCCUGACUGGGGACAAAAGCAUCUCAGUCAAUGGCUGCAUCACACAACUGUAUUUCUUUGCAGUUCUGGCAGCUACAGAAUGCUAUCUGCUAGCAGUGAUGUCUUAUGAUCGGUAUUUAGCAAUAUGUAAACCCCUGCACUAUUCAACUCUUAUGAAUACUAGGCUUUGCCUCCAGUUGGCUGCUGGCACAUGGUUAAAUGGUUUUUUGGCUAUUACCAUCUUUAUUUUAUUCAUGUCACAGUUCAUAUUCUGUGGCCCGAAUGAAAUUGACCAUUUCUUUUGUGAUCCCAUAUCACUGAUAAAACUCUCCUGCGGAGACACAGGCCUGAUCAUAUUGUUGGAUUUCAUAUUAGCCUGUGUAUUCACCUUGCCUCCAUUUCUUCUAACCCUGAUGUCCUACAUGUGUAUCCUCACCGUCAUCCUGAGAAUCUCUUCCACCACCGGCAGGCAAAAGGCAUUUUCCACCUGCUCCUCCCACCUCACUGUAGUGACAAUUUUCUAUGGAACAAUAAUGAUUGUGUACAUGCUACCGACACUCGAUGCACUGAGAGCCCUAAAGAAAGUUCUCUCACUUUGCUACACAGUCCUGACUCCCCUGAUAAACCCCCUUAUCUACAGCCUGAGAAACAGAGAGGUCAGGGAAGCCUUGCGUGAAGCAGUCAGUAAAUGUGGCUUUCACAAAAAAAAUUGCAGGGAGUCCUAG